Molecule: messenger RNA, 1441 nt
Organism: Lotus japonicus
Lineage: Eukaryota; Viridiplantae; Streptophyta; Magnoliopsida; Fabales; Fabaceae
Product: exosome complex component RRP4 homolog
Exons: 7
Coding region: 175-1158 (327 amino acids)
Biological process (GO): TRAMP-dependent tRNA surveillance pathway; CUT catabolic process; U4 snRNA 3'-end processing
Cellular component (GO): nuclear exosome (RNase complex); cytoplasmic exosome (RNase complex)
Molecular function (GO): RNA binding
Source: RefSeq, a predicted model, not a curated record
CUCUUCAGUUGCCCGAGAAGUGAGAACCAGGUUACCGCUUACAGAGCUUCGCUGCCACCGCGAGCUGCAAGAUUUCUUCUUCUCCGCCGCUCUCUGUCAAUUUCCGGCGCUGGAAGACGAGAGCUUCUCGUCCUCGCACUGUUGCUGUCUCAGUGACUAGAGAGAUAACAAGAGAUGAGAGGGAUACAGUUAACAUUGAGCCAAACUCAGAAAAUUCGUCUUCAAAAGGCUCUGGAGCAGCUGGAGUCUCUGUCAUCGAAGGUGAAUUCUGAUGCUUCUGUGACCAUUGCUGACUCUAUCCCUGUGAACCAUGAAGAUGGCGUCCUUAAGGGACAUGGAACUGGCGACCUCAAUGGUGAAGUCGUUGCCACAGUCUGCGGUGUUGUUGAGCGUGUUAACAAGCUUGUCUAUGUCCGCUCCUUGCGCUCUAGGUACAAACCUGAGGUUGGUGACAUCAUUAUAGGGCGUGUUAUUGAGGUUGCUCAGAAGCGUUGGAGAUUGGAGAUAAAUUACAGUCAAGAUGCAUUUUUGAUGCUUUCUUCUAUGAAUAUGCCUGAUGGUGUCCAGAGGCGGAGGACAUCUGUAGAUGAGCUAAAUAUGCGCUGUAUUUUCGAGGAGAAGGAUGUUGUUUGUGCCGAAGUUCGUGGUUUUCAGCAUGAUGGCUUACAUCUUCAAGCAAGAAGUAAAAAAUAUGGAAAGCUUAAUAGCGGUCAACUGCUUACAGUCCCACCAUAUUUAGUGAAGAGACAAAAGCUACAUUUCCAUCAUCUAGAGCAGUAUGGUGUUGAUUUGAUACUUGGUUGUAAUGGAUUCAUAUGGGUGGGGGAACAUGUUGAAGCUAGAGAUGAGAUGGUAGAAGAUCAAGUGAACCAGUCUGAUCCCCAAGUUCCAUCCCCCAACAAAAAUUCCAGGGAUCUUGAAGAACAAGAGAAAAACUAUACAGCAUUGGAGACAAGAAAAUAUAUAUGCCGGGCUGCUAAUGCUGUUAGAGUAUUGUCGACCUUGGGCUUCGUUAUUACUGUCGAAAUCAUCAAAGGAAUUAUUGAUCUAAGCCUUUCUCUAAAUCUUGAUAUACACGACAUGCUUGGUUCUGAGUUUGGUGUUUUGGUGGCUGAAAGAGAGGUCGAAAGGAGAAGCUCCAGUAAAAGGAAACGGUAGAUUAUGAAUUUACAAGUUUUAUUACUCUUCUGCAAAGGAAAGAAAUUGUUGCAAUUGUAGGAAGUCUUCCAAUAGUGUUCGAAAUUCUGUACUGAGUGGAUAUUGUUUGCUUCGGAAUCAUUAUUAAGAUAACCUUAGACAAAAUCUGAUAGUUGAAAACUUAAGGAGCCCCCAAAUGUUGGGAGGACUUAACAGCCUUCAGUUUCAUACUUUUUCAAGGUGUUGCUAGUGUUGAACAAUGUGAUGUUGAUUUUGAUCGAAAAAGAAAAGCUUUGGUGAACAA